Molecule: messenger RNA, 726 nt
Organism: Dichomitus squalens LYAD-421 SS1
Lineage: Eukaryota; Fungi; Basidiomycota; Agaricomycetes; Polyporales; Polyporaceae
Exons: 3
Coding region: 1-726 (241 amino acids)
Source: RefSeq, a predicted model, not a curated record
AUGCACGACUCGAACGGCGUGUCGAGCGUGGCCGUUCGCAUUACCAGUGGACCUACUCUCGGUGCGCCUGGCCUCUAUGCCGGUCGCGGCUAUGACUAUGGUUGGGUCGACUCCUGUUGCAUCGACAAGACGAGCUCUGCCGAGCUCUCCGAGGCAAUCAACUCGAUGUUCGUUUGGUACAGUAAGGCUGACGCCUGUUAUGCGUACCUAUCGGAUGUCAACAGCGCGUCCAAGAACUCGGAGCAAGAGUUCCGGGAUAGCAGGUGGCACCGACGCGGAUGGACGCUCCAGGAACUCAUCGCACCUCGAGCGGUCGAGUUCCUCUUCAACGAUUGGGAGACGACGCGCGCGGAGGACAAGGCGUAUUCCUUGUUCGGUAUAUUUGGCGUCCAUUUGCCCGUCAUAUACGGCGGGGGAGGUAAGCACGCGUUCUUACGCCUCCAAGAGGAAGUCUUGCGGAAGAUUCCUGACCAGUCCAUCUUUGCCUGGGGGCUCCGUUCACUCCACUCCACCGACAUUCUCACGUUCCCUGCCUGGUCAACGUACAGCUAUGCGCCCAGGGAUACAUCCACAUCCCCUGGAGCCGCCUUCCUCGCUACAAGAGACCACGGCCUCCUCGCAUCCUCCCCAGGUGAUUUCCAGGGCUUGUCGAGUCUCGUGCCCCUCCUAAGAGGAGCAUUCCAUCGCAAGCUAGGCUACAUCCUCGAUACACCCCUAUCUAUGUAA